This is a messenger RNA of Condylura cristata (star-nosed mole), 2248 nucleotides long. It is a transcript of the gene MLX, whose product is annotated as MLX, MAX dimerization protein. Gene Ontology annotation, molecular function: DNA-binding transcription factor activity, RNA polymerase II-specific; RNA polymerase II cis-regulatory region sequence-specific DNA binding; protein dimerization activity. The record is from RefSeq and is a predicted model, not a curated record. The transcript is spliced from 8 exons. The coding region runs from base 110 to 898 and encodes 262 amino acids. Gene Ontology annotation, biological process: regulation of transcription by RNA polymerase II. Gene Ontology annotation, cellular component: nucleus. NCBI's taxonomy places the organism in Eukaryota, Metazoa, Chordata, Mammalia, Eulipotyphla, Talpidae.
CCCCCUGCCUCGCGCUCAUGGUUGGUGGCGCUCGGUCACGUGGGCGGCCUCGCCUCUUCCUCGGGCAGGGGCCGCGGCCUCGGGCUGGUUUCCGGUGUGGCGGUCAGCGAUGACGGAGCCUGGCGCCUCGCCCGAGGACCCCUGGGUCAAGGGUCGGAGGUCUGAUGGACUUCUCCCUUGCUCGGUGCCGCAGGUGGAGUACGCUUACAGCGACAACAGCCUGGACCCCGGGCUUUUUGUAGAAAGCGCCCGCAAGGGGAGUGUAGUGUCCAGAGCUAAUAGCAUCGGUUCCACCAGUGCCUCUUCCGUCCCCAACACAGAUGACGAGGACAGCGAUUACCAUCAGGAGUCCUAUAAAGAAUCCUACAAGGACCGGCGGCGGCGAGCCCACACUCAGGCUGAACAGAAGAGGAGGGACGCUAUCAAGAGAGGUUAUGAUGACCUUCAGACCAUCGUCCCCACCUGCCAGCAGCAGGACUUCUCCAUUGGCUCCCAGAAGCUCAGCAAAGCCAUUGUUCUACAAAAGAGUAUGGCCAGGGAGAGUACUGCAACCAUUGACUACAUCCAGUUUCUGCACAAGGAGAAGAAAAAGCAGGAGGAGGAGGUGUCCACUCUACGCAAGGACGUCAUGGCCCUAAAGAUCAUGAAAGUGAACUAUGAACAGAUUGUGAAGGCACACCAGGACAACCCCCAUGAGGGGGAAGAUCAGGUCUCUGACCAGGUCAAGUUCAACGUGUUUCAGGGCAUCAUGGACUCCCUGUUCCAGUCCUUCAACGCCUCUAUCUCUGUGGCCAGCUUCCAGGAGUUGUCGGCCUGUGUCUUCAGUUGGAUUGAGGAGCACUGUAAGCCUCAGAGCACGAGGCACAGGCAUGGCCAGGUGGCUCCGAGCUUCCCCUGAGCAUGGUAUUUCUCUGCUGCCCCUAUCAGACCCUACGGGAGAUCGUGAUAGGCGUCCUGCACCAACUGAAGAACCAGCUUUACUGACCGGCUCUUGGAACCUGCGGAACAGCCAAGAGGGCCCUGAGUCUUGAACUUUGAGUACAGAGCCGCAGGGCUUGGCGAUUGGCCUGCGAGGCCCACUGCACACUGGUCAGCAGCUCCUCCUGGGCGUUUGCUCCCCAGGCUGCUAUCCUCAUUGGGGCUGGGUGUCUUUCUGUGAAAACUCCUAAUUUAUUAUGUUAUACUGAUCUAAAACGCAAACCUAUCCAGUCAUCCCCCUCCCCAUAGAAGUUCUAGGGAUAGAGAGGUCUGCUCUGGGCACCCCAGAGAGUUCUGGCCUUUUCCCUUUUUCUAAGCCUCAUAUUUCUGCUCAUGAUCAGCAUGUUCGGGAAAUACUGUCUGCUGUGUUGGUCUCUUGGGCAACAUUUACCCUGAGUUUGACCAUUUUGGCAGUAGGUGCAUGGGCAGAAAGGAGUAAGAAAUUUUCCCACAGCACCAAAGACCGAGAGGCUGCCUCAUGCCUCGGUUAGGGCUGCCUGGACAGCCCAAGGUGAGGCCAGGGCUUUCUGGCCUGCUCAGGGCAAGGCUGCCAGGUUCCUGCCCUUACCUCCUGCUCCUUGGCUUCUUCCUCUGCCAUGGUCAGAGUGAAGCAACCUGCCUGCUUGCUCUGGCCCCACAGGCAGUAGCACUGCACAGCAUAGGCAAGUGUGACACAGUGUCGCAUAACUGUUUUUUUUAUUUUUGUAAACACCAACAAUGCAAUUUUGCUAGUUAUAAUUCUGAAAAAUUAACUGGGCCUCAAAACCACUUACAGCCUUUUGAUCAAGUGUAUCUAAGUCUCUACCACCUCUCAGGGCUACCUGCAUUUCUCCCAGGCCUUGGGGUGGCAUGAGGGGGUAGAGAACAUUCUCUAAAGGCUUCUUGCGAAAGAGUAUCCAAGGUGAGGCCUCGGGCUACUUGAAUGUUGUGUUGAGUAACCUCUCUUUACUCUUUAGCCUGUUCCUCAGGCUUUCUACUGCCUUUCUCAGGUAUGGUAUCUGGGAGAUUUGAUUAUCCAGAAGUUAAAAUAUUUUUAUAUCAAACUAUGUUACAAUAAAUACUGUCAAAUACUCUUGUCGCAUUGUUCCAGAUUUAAGCAAUAAGCACAAGCAUCUGAAGCAGGAAUGAUGAAAUGGGCGAAUCCACUCAGGACAACCACCCCUCCACCCAGCACCCUGGUGGAUGGCCCUGUCCUCACUGCUCUGCUCAAAGCAGGAUCAACAAAAGCUGGCAAGGCAGCCAGUCCAGGAUACCUCAGUGUUCCCAUCCC